UAUUUUAUAUUACUCUAAUAAAUGUGUAAACAAUAUAAUAAAAAUGUUGACGUUAAAGUAAUAAUCAUGCGGUCAUUUUUUAUAUUAUCAAUAAAUUUUUUAGUGACUCACGUUUAAAAAGUAUACAAAUUUAAUUUUAAAUCAAGUUUUAGUGUAAUUUAACUCCAAAUUCAAGUCGAAAUUAGAUAAUUAAAUAUUAUUCGAAUUCUUAUUACACUUGUUGCUCAAGUUUUAUCCAACAAGUAAUUAAACGGUGUUUAGACCAAUUGUUUAACAGUAAAAAUGUCAAAUAUAAACAUAAAUGGACGAAAUGUCAUUUUUUUAAGUGAUGAAGAAAAUGAUACUGCGGAUGAUUUAUUUUUUGUAAAAAUAGAACCAAUAGACAAUAAAGAAAUGAAAAAAAUUCUUCAAACCAAAAAUACAAAAAUUAAAUAUUCAGAUUCAAAUAAUGAUAAUUUAUUUUCAAAAAAAAUAAUUUGUCACGAUAAUUUAAAUUCACUUCAAUCUUUCAAAGUUAAAACUGAGGAUCCGUUGAGCGAACAAAAUAAUUUAUCCAACGAGAAUGUUGAAACCAAUAAGACUAAUGAUGUACAAAAACAAUUUUCCAUAAGGGUAAGAAGUGAAUUCAGUGAAAAGAACAUGAUUGAAAAUUGUUUAUUGAAUAAGGAAGUCAAAGAAGUGUCCGAUAAACCACAUAAAGAAAUCUUAACCACAACUGGAUCCAAGAUAAAUGUCCAAAAAAAAAAUUCACCCAUUACUUUACUGAGAAAAAUUGCAAUACCCAGAAAGAAGCUUAAAUUUUUAACAAAACCUAUAAAAAUUGGAAAUAAAAAUUUUAAUAAUACUCCAAUAAAAAUUGAAAGCGAUGAUUUAAGAAAAGAGCCACCAAUACCAAAAUCAACAGAGGAUGACGAGAAUUGUAGAACAUGUAAUUUAAUUGAAAAAGAGCAAGAUUCUUGCCGUUCAUUUUAUUGCGCGUAUUGUGGAUUCACUACUUCAGAUAAAAACACUUUAAAAACUCAUAUGUAUCGCCAUGAUGGAAAGCCCUACAAAUGUGUUCACUGUAAUUAUACGACAGCCAGACCAAUGCAUAUAAAGGAACACGUAAAGAAACAUACGGGAGAAUCAUUAAAGUGUUCUCAGUGUUCAUUUAAAACUAUAUAUCAAAGAAGUCUUGACUUUCAUAUGUUAAAGCACACUGGAUCUCCAGAAUAUAUUUGUGAAAUUUGUAAACUUGGUUUCUUUCGUCCACAGUAUCUGAAACGCCAUAUGCGCCGUCAUACUAAAGAGAACAGUCUCGAGUGUGAUUAUUGUAAAAAAGAGUUCUUCCGCAAGACUCAUCUUAUAAAUCAUAUUAAUCGGCACACCGGUAAUAAGCCUUAUAAAUGUGAUAUUUGUCAGCUUGGAUUUGUUCAAAUGUAUCACUUAAAACGGCACCAACUUACUCACUUUAAAGAAAAAAAAUAUUCUUGCAAUCUUUGUCCGGAAAAAUUUGAUCGCUUGUAUAGUUUAAAACGACACAAAACAAGUCACACUGGUGACAAAUUAUAUGAAUGUAAUGUAUGCAAAUUAAAAUUUAUUCGACCAGAACACUUGAAACGACAUCAAGCUGAUCAUAGAAACGUUUCUAAAAAAGCGAGUAACAAACGCACUUACAAAUGUAAAUUUUGUCUCUUUACUGCAUUAUCUGCGUUUGAUUUCAAUGAACAUCUUAACAAGCACAUAGAUUCUAAUUUGGUAAUUUGUAAUGAAUGUGGGAUUUCAUUUGAAGAAAAGAAAAAAUUAAUAAUGCAUUUUCAACACAAACAUAGAAAUUUAUUAUAAAUUAAUAGGUAAAGGUUUCAAUAAAAAUGCCUAGUAACAAUA
Molecule: messenger RNA, 1866 nt
Organism: Cotesia glomerata
Lineage: Eukaryota; Metazoa; Arthropoda; Insecta; Hymenoptera; Braconidae
Product: zinc finger protein 287-like
Exons: 3
Coding region: 283-1824 (513 amino acids)
Biological process (GO): regulation of transcription by RNA polymerase II
Molecular function (GO): RNA polymerase II cis-regulatory region sequence-specific DNA binding; DNA-binding transcription factor activity, RNA polymerase II-specific
Source: RefSeq, a predicted model, not a curated record